Molecule: messenger RNA, 7298 nt
Organism: Anarrhichthys ocellatus (wolf-eel)
Lineage: Eukaryota; Metazoa; Chordata; Actinopteri; Perciformes; Anarhichadidae
Gene: grb10b
Product: growth factor receptor-bound protein 10b
Exons: 17
Coding region: 308-2179 (623 amino acids)
Biological process (GO): insulin receptor signaling pathway; negative regulation of Wnt signaling pathway; negative regulation of insulin receptor signaling pathway
Molecular function (GO): insulin receptor binding
Source: RefSeq, a predicted model, not a curated record
UGUGUGUGUGUGUGUGUAUCCUCCCCGGCAGCAUGAGAUGAGCUGCCUGCAGUCUUUGCGGCCACAGUUCUCGCCUCCUCCUCUUCUUGCCACUGUGUAUCUGUCCAGUCCGGGAAUGUUGACCACCGUGGUCUGAUCCAACGCCGCCUGAGUGCCCCCCCCUCAUCUCCUGACCGCCCCUCCGCGUCUCUCUCGGAGGGUCGUAGACUGCCUCAACUGAUCUGGCUGUUAGGUUCUGCUCUGUCCAUCUUGUAUCGACACUGAUCCAACCAGGCAAAUUGUACAAAAGAGCUGAGAAACACAAAACAUGGCUGUGGCCGGAUGUCCGGAUUAUUUCCUGCAUCAUCCAAAUUAUCAGCAAGACAAUAUCGACCGGUCCUCCAAUCACAGGCAAGCUGACAUCAUUGGUCCGAGCUUCCAGCAAUCAGCCAAUCGGAGUUCUCCAAACCAUCACGAGGAUGACGUCGAUUUAGAGGCCCUGGUGAAUGAUAUGAACUCUUCGCUGGAGAGCCUGUACUCCAACUGCAGUGGCCAGCAGACAGAGUCCACCCCACUACUGCACAAUGGACAGAUCUCCUCACACCAACACCACCAUCAUCACAUGCAACACAACCAGCCUCGGCAGGGUCAGCACUCACACGCGCUAAGCCAUGUCUCCCCGGAGCUGCCCUCCUCUUCCUCCUCGUCUGCGGACUCCUCCCAAACCGGCCUGCGACGGUCACAACCCAUGCACAUUCUCGCUGUCAGGAGGUUGCAGGAGGAGGAGCAGCAGCUGAGGACAUCAUCCCUCCCGGCCAUACCCAACCCUUUCCCAGAGCUCUGCAGUCUAGCAAACUCCCCUGUGCUAAGUCCUGGCUCUCUACCUCCUGGAGAACCCUCCACUGACAUAUAUAUUGUGAAGAUCUUCAGUGAAGACGGCAUGUGUAAAGUUGUGGAGAUCCCAGCCGACAUGACAGCCAGGGACCUGUGCCAGCUCCUGGUUUAUAAAAGCCAUUGUGUGGACGACAACAGUUGGGCACUUGUUGAGCACCACCCGCUGCUAGGGCUAGAGCGCUGUCUAGAAGACCACGAGCUGGUGGUUCAGGUACAGGCCUCUAUGAACAGCGACAGUAGAUUCCUCUUCAGGAAGAACUAUGCCAAAUAUGAAUUCUUCAGAAACCCCCUGACAUUUUUCCCGGAGCACAUGGUUGCAUGGUGCCAGGAAACCAAUCGUACGAUUCCACCGUCUCAGCUACUUCAGAACUUCCUAGCAACCAGUAGCUGUCCAGAGAUCCAGGGGUAUCUGUAUGUGAAGGAGGUGGGUAGAAAGUCAUGGAAGAAAGUUUACAUGUUCCUGCGGCGCUCAGGACUCUACUGCUCUACAAAAGGAACCUCAAAGGAGCCCAGACAUCUACAGUUUCUAGCAGACCUUGACGACAGCAACAUCUUCACUGUCAUCACAGGCAAAAAACAGCACGGCGCACCGACAGACUAUGAGUUCUGCAUCAAGCCCAAUAAAUGUCGAGGGGAGUUGAAGGAGUUGAGGAUGCUGUGUGCGGAGGAUGAACAGGGCAGGACCUGUUGGAUGACCGCCUUCCGGCUCUUCAAGUAUGGGAUUGUAUUGUACCAGAAUUAUAAGAUUCCCCUACAAAGAAAAACCUUACUUUCACACUUCUCAGGACCUGUGCGGAGUGUAUCAGAGAACUCCCUUGUGGCGAUGGAUUUCUCAGGGAGGAUAGGCAGGGUGAUUGACAACCCUGUAGAAGCUCAGAGCGCUGCCAUGGAGGAGGGACAUGCGUGGAGGAAGAGGAGUCAACGAAUGAACGUAUUAGGCUCCCACAGUCCGCUACACCACUCUUCACUAAGCUCAGUCAUCCACAUAGCUCAGUUGUGGUUCCACGGCAGGAUAACCAGAGAAGAAUCCCAUCGCAUUAUCCACCAGCAGGGACAAGUCGAUGGGUUGUUUCUGCUGAGAGUCAGUCAGAGUAACCCCAAGGCGUUUGUGCUCACAUUGUGCCAUCACCAGAAAAUCAAACAUUUCCAGAUACUACCGUGUGAAGAGGACGGCCAAGUCUUCUUCAGCCUUGAUGACGGCGCCACCAAAUUCACCGACCUGAUUCAGUUGGUGGAGUUCUACCAGCUCAACAGAGGAGUGCUGCCUUGUAAACUCAAACACCCGUGCACCGCCGUGGCCUUAUGACAUCUUCGGAUCGUCUGACCCCAUGACCCCUAUCACUUGACCUGACUCUGCCUAAAACAAACAAAAAGAAAACUGUUGGUUGGUUCUAUUUGUUUUCAUUUUUACAAGAAGCUGGUGAAUUUACUGAUGUUUCGUUGUCAUUUUAUAUUGCCGUGAGUCCGCCGGAGACUGCUGACUUGUUGGAAUCCUUUUGCAUGGAUGUUGGAGGAGUCGGAUGCACAACUUGCUCACGAGGUUCCUUCGUCGAGAAGAGAGAAGAUAGAGGAAAUGAACACUGCCGUUUGUGUCAAAUGCUGUUGCAAAAUCUUCCACAAUCUUGCUAACCAUAGUCAUCAAUAAGCUUGGACACAGUGACCCUCAAGGUUUUAUUCACUAGACUGUUUCCCUUCAACUGGACAAUCAGCAGGACGGUUCAAGCUUUCGUUUGGAUCGCUGCUGUGCUCUCCGAGAACAAACUGUCGUCUCAUUCAAACGUCAUCACACGUCCUCAAAGAUGUACUGUAGAUUGAGAAUCGAUUGUCUCUUAGUUUUGCACUCAUCGAACGGGGAGUGGCCUUUGACGGUGCAUGACUUCUCAGCUGUCUUAACUGUGAGAUAGUGCUACCGCCCUCUAGUGUCAUAGGCAUGCAAGGACAUGUCACUGUUCAAUGUGGAUGAGAUUUGAAGGCGCUAAAAAGAGUGUGUUGCUUUUGAAUCAAUUUGGGGUGUGGAAGCAACAGAAGUUUGUCAAGUCAAAGUAGUCUGGAUACAAAUGGCAAAGGAGAAACCUGGAACUGUUGAAACAAAGUAUUUUUGUAAUCAUCUGCACUGUCCACCCUCACAGAAAUGCGUUUGCUCAACUCUGGCCACAAAAGGUUUCCGUUCUUAAUGCUACUUUCAUUGCAGUUAUGUAUUGCUGUCAAUAGUCUCUUUAAUAAUAUAUUUUUUUAAAACCCACCUUUUGCAUUCUGGAUAUUUGCAAGUCUUCAUUAUUCACAUGUGCUACAGUAAGGUCAUUCUGUACUUGUUAUUCUAUCGCAUGCUUCAUAUCCUUAAAGUAUGUCCCAUGUAGCUUCUACAAUAAUGAUGAAGCAGUUUAUCAAACCAGGGUGUCAUUCAGGGUGAAAUAACAAGUAAUACAACUAGAGGACGUUUGUAACCAGGAAGACAGUUUUGGGGAUUGUGUAAAGUUUAAAAGUAAAACAAGUUAACAAUUUGGGGGAAAUUAUUAAAUGCACCAAGAUGCAGUAGUUUACGGCCAACAGAGGCACGAUGACACCUGUUGCAAAAGAUGAAGCGGGACAUUGAAGGGUAUUCAUUUGUUUUGUUUUCCUCACCACAGCACAGUAACGGAUACCCUUAACAUUUCCUUCAGGCAUUUUUCAAGUGACAGCAAAUCAAAGGAAACAAAAAUUAUAAUCUUUGUCAGCCCAAAGACACAGCCUGAUCGACUGGGAAACAUCUGUCCUGGUUGUGGACCCUCUUUUCACCUAGGUGUUACAUGUCCUAGAAAUUGCCUCCUACUUGUAUACCUGUUGGAAGUCAGUGAGAUGCUGUCAGACAUAAAUGUGGCUGGAGCAUGAUUUAGUGUGCUCUGACUCCACACUGACAGUAGACUCUGUGCAUUACAUUCCGCAUAAUGCUGCCUUUUUCUGCCUGGAAGUACUUGUGAACUAACAGUAUCCAAAAUGCGUCUUCUGCCCACUGCACGCCACCUCUUUCUGACUUCAGCCAGACUGUCUACAAAAAAUAGCUGUUACUACAGUGUGGGAAAAAGAAUAUGUAAAUAGAGAAGAGUAUUGAAAUGAUAGCGGCCCGUCCCUCUCUAUUUCUUCAGCCUGCUGUCGGAUAAAGUGAAAAUACACUUGUCAUCAGAGUGGCAGAAAAACAUCUUGACUGCAAAAGUACUAAGUACUGCAAGUGCUACAGGGCCCCCUUUGAAUAUUUUAACCCAUGUCCCUUCAUUUUAAUUUACUGUUGCCUCUAGUACAAGAUUUAUGUUUUUGAUCUACGAAAAUGAGAGCAUAAGACCGAAAAUAGAGGAAGUUAAACUCGUUAGUUUGGGGGCACUGGAUAGACCAGACAGUGCAAAAUCAGUUGUUUUCCUCAUGCCAGCCAAGUUCAGUCAGAACAAAGUGUUUGACUGGAUUACCUUUUGUUUUGGCCAAGUCUAAGCUGGAGCUCCUGUAAUUGACUAUAGUGGAAGGAAGAUUUUAAUCAUGAUUUCUCUGGAUAACUUGGAUUCAAUUUAUUUUUUAAGAGACGGGGAUACUUUUUUAGCACCUGUUGAUCAUGCCUGGCAGAAUGGAGCUCAAUGGAUAACACAUGAAAGGCAAAACCCAGAAAUCUGGGAAGACAUACAGUAGGUGAAUGCCCAAAGUUAUUGGAAGUAUUUCUGGUGAUGUCAUGUGGACCCUCUUUAAAAUGUUGCACCACAAACGGGUGUGUUUUCCUUUUUUUGAUUUGUUAUUUCAAAAUUAUACAUGACAUUUUCUAAAAUGUCAGGCUCACAGAGAUAAUAAAAAAAUGUAUUUUAUUUAGUCCAAGCUUUGUUGGCAGCUCUGGUCAGGUCAGCAGACAACUAAAUAUCUGUACGUCCAUCGACAGCCAUGAUUUCAUGUCCUGCAGGUUAUCUUAACAUAUACUGAACAUAUGAGAAGCAGAGUCAACACAUUGACCCUCUGUGCAUGGUCACCAUUAUUUAUCUAAGAUGCAAUGACUCAAUCAUUCUUUUUUUAAGCAUUGUUGCAGCAAAAUGUAUUUAUUUAUCUGGAUGUGACUGAUUACUUGAACAUUUUAGAUUUAUUUUUCUCAGCGCUGUUCUGUUUUCUAUUGUCAUUACCAUGAAAUAAUUGACCAGUGUGAUUUAUUAUUAUUAUUAUUGUUGUUAUUAUUAUUGUCAUGACAUAGCAUCUAUUGUUUUUUUGUCAUCAUCAAUACUUGUUAUGGAGUAAUGUUUUAAGCACACUGGCAUCCAUAGUUGUACCAUUGUCAUUCCAACUGAUGACAGCUGGAAUGUUUGGAAUUGAAAAGAAAAAAACAAAAAAAAAUUCUCCCCCCCCCCCUUUUUAACUAAUGUUCUCAUUUCUCCCAGAUCUAUACAAAUAUCUGCUGUUAAGAAUUCCCACCCAUUUAUCUUAAAACGCCUCAAGUGUUCUCGUCGUCACUCUUUUGUGGUGACCUAAACUAGGAAAAAUAGAUAUGAAUAAAAGUAAUAAAGCCACAAAAGUGUCUGGAAACCAGGUAAAGUAGGCCUCAACAUUCUCAUAAUUCAUUGUUCAAACAUGUUGCCUUGGAGAAAGAAUUGUAGAAAUGUAGGUUUAGAAAAAAAACCAUUUACGUUCAAGUUCAAUCUUGGAUUAGAUGUUAUUGAAGAAAUGAAUAACCGAAAUCCCCAGCAUCCUCACCCCCCCACACACACACACGCAAUUAUACAUACAGACACAUUAAGGCAUUGUCACAAUUUUUUUAUACCUUUUAAAACUUUAAUGAACAGGGAUGUGGCUUUUCCAUGUCAGUCAAACCAUACCAGAGCAACAGUGCUCGAUUGGCCUCCUUUCAGCAGAAUGGGGAAACUUAACUUAGCAGGUAGGCUUUUGUCAUUUGCAUGAAUGUGGAUUUUGAUUGUAUUGUGUCGGGAUUCUGUCACUGAUAUUCGAUAUGUGGAUAUUUGGAGGAAUCAGGAUUAUGACAAUACAUAAAUAAUUAUGUAGUUGCAGAAAGUAAUCUUAUGCUACUGAGACCUCACUGAAGCUGUUUCUAAAUUCGAAUAUAAGUUCCCUGAGUUUCAGUUCAGUCCUCCCAUUCUGCUCUCAUCCUCAAACUAAGAGUAUUGUCUUUUUCCGACUGACGUAAAUGGUAGCAGAUGUCAACAGGUAGCCUUGAAGGAGGGAUGUGUACUUGCAUAAAAACUGUGAUAUCCACUCACUCUAAAUGCAAAAGGCAGAAAGUAAAUUAAACACGUGAAAAAAAUUAAUAUGGGGAUUUGGAAAUCAACGUUUUUACACUUAACAGAAAUGAAUGUAAAGGGGUUGCUCAGGGGUAACAACCCUUGCAGCAGAAAUGGAGUGAACCCAGUACUGUUUAAAGUGUACAGUUAACAAUCUUGCUUGUUCUUAUUGUUGAAGCUGUUGAUAUAUAUAUCACACACAAACAUGUAGAUAAAAUAAAUGGCAGUGGAGCAGUGUCAGUUUUGGUACCAGGUACUUUGUAACCGCAGAUGGUGCCUCUGAUUACUUCUCUUUCUCUGCACAAAGCAGACCUAACAUGUGGACCAAAUGACAGACAAAGCUACCGUUCUGAGGGGAAUGUUCACACUCAAACACCCUGCAAUUUGUAUUCAGUUCAAAAACAGAAAAUGGUACUCCAAAUGCUUCUGAUGAGAGGUGAUUGAGAAUGAAUGCUUGUGUUUUCCGUCGCACUUUCAGUUUUACUUUUGGAGUUGAAAGUGAAUUGGCCCCAAUCCUGCAAAGAUUGAUUGAAUAGCAUCUCGGCUCAUGUAUUUUCAUAACAACAAUGCAAGAUACCGUGGCUGUACAAAUGAGUAAAGUAAAAAAAUAUAUCUGUGUAUAAAAAAAAUUAAACUAUUAUGUAUUUCAGGGAAUACAAAAGAGAAAACAGUAACAUAUCUCUUUUUCCUUAAGCGAGAGCUCCUGUAUUCAAAAUGUGUUUUGCUUCAAUCUGUAAAUAUUUGAAUGGCUUAUAAAUCUUAAUUGUAACCUUUUCAGGUAUUUUUGUACAAAUAAGGGACUGAUAUAUUCUGUUUAUUGUAAUUAGAAUAAAACAUUAAUACAUUGAUAUGAAAAAAAAAAGUUUUGUCUUUAUUGGGGGAAACCUCCUUUAUAACAUUUGCUAAUUUAAGAAUGAAACACUGCUAUAUAUGUAUAAUAUCGUAUGUAAUAGAUGUAUAUAGAGUGUACAAACCAUACUGCAUGUGCAUUGGUUGUCUUAACCAUAGUUUUGAAGAUUGAGGUGUGUCCAGAAUCUAAAAAACAAUCGGUCCUAUCCACUAUUCCCAUUACAAGUCUUGUCCUCUUAAUUUCUGCUAGAUGGUGCAAUUUCACAACACAUUCAAGGGCUGAUAAAAACUUAUUAUCAUGGAGAACAAUUUAGCAGCAUGUGGAACCAAUGAAUCCUGCAA